Messenger RNA from Aaosphaeria arxii CBS 175.79, 1824 nucleotides. RefSeq lists its product as uncharacterized. The transcript has a single exon. The coding region runs from base 1 to 1824 and encodes 607 amino acids. Lineage: Eukaryota; Fungi; Ascomycota; Dothideomycetes; Pleosporales. The record is from RefSeq and is a predicted model, not a curated record.
AUGAACCGCAUCACCGUUCUCGGCGGCGCCCUGGCUGUCAUCCAGUCUGGGUUCCUCACCCAAGGCCAGAAUCUAACAGUGACGCCGCCAGCAACGGUAUAUCCAACAGUGACGCCACCGGCGACAGUAUCUCCAACAUUGACGCCGCCGGCGACGGUAUAUCCACCAGUGUCGCCAGCAGUAGUGACGACCACGCUGGUGCAGUUCAUAGCCCCCAAUCUCACGCCCACCCCGUCGCCUGCCAGAUGGAGUAGCGUCCGCAUUCCCGCGACCAUCACCAAGGGCAAAGGCAAGACCUCGUUCGCCACCCCAAUUCCUGUCCGCCAGGUGAUCUGGGACGACGAUCACUACGUGUGGUGGCGAGCGCCGGAGGUCGACCUCUCCAACAUCCACCUCGUGGAGAAGCACUACAUCGAGAAGGCCAACACGCCCUUCAGGGGCUGGGUCGACGGAACCGACGACGAGGGCGAGCCCAUCCGCAGCGUCGUCUGGGAGGACAAUGGCCGCGAGCACGCUGAAGACCCCUCCUGGGCCGAGAACGACAGGUCGUUGGGCGGCGAGCAGUGCCGUGAGACCGAAGAGGAGCAAUGGGGUCCGGGUGACUUCAUUUGCACUCGCGAUGGCGAGGCCAUCGCCAUCGCGUACCCCCCGGUGCCUCCGGACUGGAAGGACGGUGAUGAGCAGUACUACAACGCGAGCACCACCUGGGCCGUCGCCGGCGCGACGCCGACGCCGACGCCCUCUCCCUCUCCCUCGGAGGUCAAGGAGGAGAAGAAGGGCCACUCCCCUUACUACCCCACGGACGAGCAGAAGUCGAGCAUUUUCGUCAAGGACGAGCUCAAGUGCUGGUAUGCAGAGAAGCCGGGGUUCAAGAUCCCCUGGCACGUCGACCUGGACAUCGUGGGCGCCGCCAUCCACGAGUACUGCUACUACACGCCCAACCUGCACAAGACCAUUGGCAUCGAUGUGCAGUUCCCGAAGAUGCAGACUGGUUUCUUCACCGAGGACAACUCCGGGUGGUCUGUCCAUACUUAUUCGGACAAGCAGUCCAUCAUCGAGGUCAAUAUCAGGCAGGCGUUUGGGACCAGUGAGGGCUGCGAUGCCACCGUCUACCCGCAGAACCCGAUUCAGUGCGAGGAGUUGCUGUUGAACACCGUGAAUGGCUGCUCUGAACUUGAAUCAAUGGGCACCGCCUCGUCCGUCUCGGAUGUCUGCACCAUUUCCGAGAUCGUCGUUGCUCCUUACAAUCCUCACAUCGUCUGGGAAGAAUCUGAAUCCAAGUCGGAGGCUAUCAAGCCGAGCUUCGGAGAGCCGACGUCCGCCGCAAAGAAGGAGAGCGAGACGCCAAAGCCCACCAAAGAGUCCUUCUCCAAGCUGAGCAGCUCCGAGACGCCAAAGGCAAAGGCAACGCCAACGCCUUCGCCUUCUCAAACCUCAGAAAAGGAGCAGAAGCAGCACACCACCAUCUCUACUGCGACGCACGCUAAGCAAUCUCGUCCCUCAAUCCCCGACAUCAACAUCGACGAGGACUUCCUGCCUUUCCUCAAAAGCCUCCACCGGGGCCCUCUCAAUCGCUUCAGGCCGAGCUUUGCGCAGUCUGCAGAGCAGCAAAAGCCCACGAAAGAGGCCAUCUCUUCGGCAGUCAGUUCUCCGGCAGUCAGUUCUUCGGCAGUCAGUUUCAAGAGCAUCUUCGGUCGCUCGGACAUUCCGAGCACGCGUUCGUGGUCGAGCCAGGUGACGUCCUUCGCUGCUGCCGCCGCAACUCCGACUCAGAGCGCGAGCAAGAGCUGGACCACGACUUGGACGGUGCACGGCGGUCGUUGA